Molecule: messenger RNA, 1244 nt
Organism: Botrytis byssoidea
Lineage: Eukaryota; Fungi; Ascomycota; Leotiomycetes; Helotiales; Sclerotiniaceae
Exons: 3
Source: RefSeq, a predicted model, not a curated record
UUGAUAGGUCUCCUCCCAGGAAAGAUGAUUCUGGACUCGCAGCAUUCUCGUGUGUUCAAUCUGCAAAUGAACUUCGAAGCUAGACAAGAGUUGCCAAAGUCCUACCGUGGGCUCAAUGACCGUGGAGCACAGGUCAUUGUCAUUGUAGCAGUUUUCUGGACGAUCGCAACGAUAUCUGUCGUACUGCGACUUCAUGCUCGUCGUAUGAAAGGAAUCGCGCUCAUGAUUGAAGAUUGGCUGGUGGUAGGAGCGUUAAUAAUAUUUUAUGGGUUUGGGAGUGGAGACAUAAUGCUGGUCAUUUUUGGGGGUUCUGGAUGGCAUGUGGAUCAAUUGAAUCCCGCACAGCUCAAGACAGCCCAAAAGGUAUCAACCAAACUCACUCUGCAUGAAUUGGAAUUGCAAGAGCAAGCUGACAUUUAUCAUCAGGUCUUGCUUGCAAAUCAAAUGCUGUACGGUGUCGGGCUCGGAUUAAUCAAAUGUAGUAUCACCAUCAUGUUAAUCAGGAUAUUUGCGGUCCCGAAAUUCAGACUCGCAGGAUACUUUGUCUUAGCAAUGUGCGUUUCAUGGACCGUAAUGACAAUCCUGAUAGCUUUCCUUAUCUGUCGUCCAUUGGGCUAUAAUUGGAAUCUUCAACCUACAGCUGGACAUUGUGGGAACACGAUAUCUGCCUAUACAGCCGUUGGCAUUGUAGACAUCAUCACGGACAUGAUGAUUCUUCUACUUCCCCAACCUAUAAUUUGGAGGCUACAAAUGCCAACAGCAAACAAAAUCGCACUUGCAGCGUUGAUGUGUUUUGGUUUGUUUACUGUCGCUAUGAGCGUUGCACGAGUGGUAACAAUUCUCAAUACCGAUUUCUCGGAUUUUACUUACAACCUUUACAAUUAUAUCUGGCCAGUGAUAGAGUUCGGUGUUGCUAUCUUUGUUUGCUGCGGUCCCCUGUUGCGUCCAAUAUUGACCCCCAUUAUUGGAGCUCUUGCCUCGAUCAGCACUCGACUGGGGUCAAAGCAGGAUUUAAGAAGACAGAGUUCGACGACCAAAAGAGGGGGCCACCGUGGAUUCAGUCACUUGGAUGAAGAUGGUUUGCCCCUUCAGCCAAUUGCGAAAGGAACGCACACCAACACUAUCAGCGCCACCAUCGGGGAACAACAGAACAAGCACUUCCGGCAACGCUAGAUCUUCUGAUAACAAGGUCAUUGUGGUAGAGACUGCUUGGGAUUGUGCAUAGUCUCCAAUAUUUCUCUAAU